Messenger RNA from Desarmillaria tabescens, 390 nucleotides. RefSeq lists its product as uncharacterized. The record is from RefSeq and is a predicted model, not a curated record. The coding region runs from base 1 to 390 and encodes 129 amino acids. Lineage: Eukaryota; Fungi; Basidiomycota; Agaricomycetes; Agaricales; Physalacriaceae. The transcript has 3 exons. Gene Ontology annotation, molecular function: oxidoreductase activity.
AUGGCCACUGGUACAAUCCAAACAGACCGCGUCCGCGUCGCCCUUCUAUUCAAGCGAAAAGAAGGACUCACGCUUGAGGAAUUCUACACUCACUGGUUCGAGGGUCUCUCGAAGAUGCUCCUCUCGUCUCCCAUCUUCCUGGAUAACGUGCUCAAAUACGAACGGUUGCGUAUUGAUAACGAGACUGCGGCAAUGCUGAAAACCGUAGGGUUUGAGCCACCGGAACAGUGGGAUGGAAUGGCUUUGCUAGAAGCAGAAAGCUUCGAGAAGAUAUUUGCUAUAUUUGAGUCGGAGGAGUACAAGACGGUUAUUGGUCCUUACGAGGACCAAUUCUUGCAAAGAAAGGCCGUUCAGAUCUUCCCCCUUGAAAUUUGCUGUGUUCUUGGAUAA